This is a messenger RNA of Haliotis rubra (blacklip abalone), 3057 nucleotides long. RefSeq lists its product as uncharacterized. Gene Ontology annotation, molecular function: zinc ion binding. Lineage: Eukaryota; Metazoa; Mollusca; Gastropoda; Lepetellida; Haliotidae. The transcript is spliced from 3 exons. The record is from RefSeq and is a predicted model, not a curated record. Bases 1 to 2856 code for a protein of 951 amino acids.
AUGACUUGCAAAAUUGCUCCAGUUGAUAGUAAGGUGAAGCAGGAGGAUCCUUCGAUGGGGAAGCUAUGGAUGAGCACCGAGGCAGAACACCCCGACUACACGUGGUGGGAGGUGUGCGGGAAGGUGUGUACAGACCCCUGCACACUGAAGUGUGACCACACCUUCUGUAGGACAUGUCUCACCCAGUACUUACAGUCAAGACAGGAUGUCAUACAGUCCAAGACAUUCUCCUGUCCCCACUGUCGUCAGGCUUCUAUAGUUCCCGACCCCGCCCGACCAACGGAGGAAUGGGUGGAGCAGUUUGCAACCAGUCACAUGAAGCCACCUGCUGACUGUCUUCCUGUAGUGUCUGACAGCAAGGAUGUGCCAGCAGGAACCACGAUCAAUGUCAGGAGCACGAGGAACAAGUGCGGGGAACAUUCAAACAGAGCCAUGGAAUUUCACUGCAAGGAUUGCACAAAGACAGUAUGUCCGGUCUGCUGUAUUCUGUACCACAGGAAGUGUGAAUCUGUUGUCACUCUUCAGUCUAUGAUUCCGGAAAUGAGAAACACCUUGCAGGAAAACUCGCAGAUUCUAUCUGCUAAAAUCACAGAUAUCCAUUCGAAAGUAAGCGCCAACAGGGAUAUCUACACCCAGAUGCAACAGGGCAUAACUGGCUUGCAGGCUGAAAUCACUUCCUACUGUCAGUUAACGAGGGAACUGAUCAGAGAGAAAGAGGAUGUUAUGAUGCAGGGCCUCGACAAACGGACGAAGGAACAGAGGGAGACGCUACAAGAUCUCAUCAAGACAGGGGAGAGCGAAGAAAGGAUGCAUAAACAACAGGUGGAGUUCAUCCAGAGAACCCUGGAGUCUGAGGGCACCAUGGACUUAUAUGAGGUGUACCAGACCUGUCUAUCCGGGGAGAUCCUUGCUACAUCGGUAGAAGAUUAUGCCAUAACUGAAGCUGAACCGGGCUUGGCGGUCAAUGUUAAAGCAGAGUUGGAAAAUAUUAGAAUUGUUCUGAAUGAGUCACUGUUUCUUUGCUCAGGGCCUGACAAUACAGGAAGCGUAACGUCGACUAUAACCAAAGACAUGGAAGGUAAAGAUGGCCGAGGUUGUACUGAUGCUGUAGACGAAUCGGAUGAUAUAGAUGGAAAACUGCAGACUGAACAGGAACUUGAGUCUGACAGACAGGGACUACAGUUGGACAUAGAUGAACAGAUCGAAACAGAUUCCAAACCUAACUUCCGAAAAGGACCUGCUGCAGAUUUACAUGAAGGUCCGAGGACGAACAAUGACGAAGGUGAUACAGAUAUGGAGAAAUACGCGAGAUGUGAAUUGGUCUGGUCUAUGAGCGCGGACGAGCCGAAUAGCCCACACAUGGCCAUAAUGUAUACACGUUCCAAGAGCCCAAAGCUACAGGAAUCGAGAAAAAGGCACAACUCGGCUCCACAGCUGAACAACGGCUCCCAUACUACUGUGAAAGCUCGUCCAGAUGGCGAGGAGUCUUUGGAAGUUGGAUCGCACCCUGGAGGCAUGUUUGACAUACAGGAAGAAGGUGAUGUGGUGACACCUGGGACAAUAUUUACAGAAACAUUAUCACUAAAAUCAGAGACAGUGUAUCAGUCAGCUCCAGAUUUAACAACGAAACUUCACACUGGAACUGACUAUUCCCUGUACCCUGAAACAGAGCGUAGCUGCUCAUCGGGCCAUCGAAAUCAGUUGACAUGGAAUGGCGAUCCCUCUCCGACAAACUUUGAACAAGUAUCGCAACUCGAACUGAAGAGGGAUUUCACCCCUGUGACAGUUUCAGAACAAACUGAAAACCAAGGGCUAGAGGGGCAAGAAUCUGAUAGUUUUAAAUCAAAGAUUUUGCUUCCACAUGAUAAUGACUCCGUUUUGGAGGAAUCCUUUACACAGUCGGUGCUAAUGUUGAAAGUGGACAAAGAGAAAGGAGAGGGUCAUGAAGAAUCAGAUGAAGAUUUGCCAGAGGAUACAAAAACUGAUACCCAAGAAACGGUGAGGUUAGAUGUUGAAGAUGUGUCUGGAAAUUUACAAGAAUGUCAACGAUCUGAAACAGAGAGGGCCUAUAAUUUUGAUUCGGAUUCUUUGCCUGUGUAUCAUGAUACCAUACAUACUGUGAAUAGCUUGGACAUUGUUGUACUUUCUUUGGAGCACGGUUUUGUAUAUGCAGUUACCAAUGCAAUGGAAAGCGCAGUAAAAUGUAUAUAUCGCACAAGCAAGAAAAAAUGCGAAAAUACUUUGAGGAUCUCAAAGCUCCCUUGGGCCGUGGCAAAGAUGUCUAACGAUAUGGUGGCGGUCACCGUUCCAAGAGCGAGGCAGAUCGUUUUAGCCAACGUUGACCCUGAGUUACAACUUCAUUCAGUCAUAAGAACACACAAAAGUUACUAUGGUCUGGCAGUGUUGGAGGAAUCCAUGUUUGUUGCGGGCAACACUUCCGAUUCGUGUAUAGAUAUACUCGCUUUGUCUGGUAAGGUAAUCAGAACAAUAUAUAACAGUUCUGUAAAAUGUCCGAACUUUAUCUGUCCAACUCCAAAACAAGGUUUCAUAGUAUCGGAUCGUCAAACAAAAACUGUGAUAUGCUUCACGGCCACCGGAGAAGUGAACUUCACAUAUUCCUCCAAGGAAAAGGCAUUCAAGGAGAACAGAGGCAUAGCGACCAGUGACUCGGGGCACGUCUUGGUGGCAGACGCUGAGGCUGACAAGAUAGUGCUAUUAACGGAGAAGGGGGAAUAUGUCAGAGAUGUAUUAACAUUUAAGGAUGACAUACGUAAACCAGUCGGUCUGUACCUUCAUGGUGCAUUUCUGUAUGUCACCCAGUGGCAGAACAGGAUCAAAGUGUUCAAGUUUACCUGAAAACAGUGGCAGAUACAUGUCCAUGGUUUACGUCUUUGAAGUUGCACAGUUUGUUCAAGUGUACCUGAACGUGAAGGCACUUUAUUGUACCAAGACUAAAUAGUAGGAUCCACGAUAGAUGGUUCAAAUGCUGGAGUUUACCAAGACUUUGAAGAGUAAGAGAAGGGUGCGCAUUGUCACGUUUACCAAAACAGGUAAUAU